Messenger RNA from Amorphotheca resinae ATCC 22711, 1261 nucleotides. RefSeq lists its product as hypothetical. Lineage: Eukaryota; Fungi; Ascomycota; Leotiomycetes; Helotiales; Amorphothecaceae. The transcript is spliced from 2 exons. Bases 1 to 996 code for a protein of 331 amino acids. The record is from RefSeq and is a predicted model, not a curated record.
AUGAAAUAUUGCUUGAUUUUCCUUCUAAUUUACGGGGUCGUUGUCUUUGCUAGCCCCAGGGGUAUCGCAAAAGCUCUUCCACGGGAGGCUCUAGUAGCACCGUCACCGACGCGAUUCUCGUCAAAUUCAGGUGCUGGAUUCUUCGAAGAGCUCAAAAAGCGACAGACUGCGGCUCCAAUAUCGACAUGUGGCUACGACAACGGUGAUCUGACCAAGCCUCGCACAGCAAACUCAGGCUUCAACUGCAGAGUAGACACGAAAAACGGAUUAUGGGGAUUUUGCCCAACGACUGUCAUUUCAGCUAGCGACUGUGGGCUGGCAGAAAACUGUGUAGAUGCGAACGCUUGCUCUGGUGGAUGUGGUAUCAUUGGGGCAGUAGGUAUCACAACUUUCACUUGUAAUUCGCCUGGGGCAGACUUCUGUUCGACUGCACUCUUGGUUGAUGGACCAGAUCAAACCUACUCAUAUAUUGCUUGCGCCCCAUCCUCUGGAACACAGCUUUUAUUCGCUGAACCUACUAUAACAUCGUCGGCCGCACCAUCUUCAACCCACACUCCGAACUCAUCUACACCGUCCUCCACGUCAACAUCCUCCUCCUCAUCUUCUCCCAUAUCAUCCUCAUCCUCGUCUACAAGAUGUUCUCCUCUCUUAUCUCAUUUAAGCUCAGCCCUCUCAUACGAGUCAAACGGAUCAUCGUCUCAAUCCGCACCUCCUAGCACGCCUAAUCCUCAAUCCAAGGACAAUGUCGGAGCAAUCGUUGGUGGGGCCAUUGGCGGACUUGCAGUGAUGGCCUUCCUUGUCCUCGGUAUUCUGUUCUUGCGAAGGUACCAGCGAGACCAUAUUAGCAGCGGGGUGACCACACAGCAGAAUCGAGAUGACCCCAAGAUCUUAGCUGAUCUUGAAACGAAACGCAGAGAAUCCGACUAUUGGAAAUAUAGAGAAUUUAGUCCGAUCGAAUUGUCUACGAGGCAAGGGCCUGUUGAGCUAGGUGGUUGAUGUAUUGCUAUUAUUAGUUAUUCGUAUCUAGUGGCAGGCCGUGUAUAGUAAAAUUUAGAGGCAAAUAGAUGGAUGAAUCAUGGAGCUGGGCAUCCUGUUGAUUCUUGUAGUAUGGCUAGGAUAUAAGAGAUAAUGGAUAUAUGGGGACGUGCUAAGCUAGGGGAUUUUUAUAUACAGUAGUGCUCCUUAGAGCACGGGCGUAAGCCUUAGAAAGCAUUUCUUGCCGUAGCGCUUGACCGAUGGGCCUGGUGACAGUGACCCUUCC